Messenger RNA from Dipodomys ordii (Ord's kangaroo rat), 1218 nucleotides. RefSeq names its product protease, serine, 54 (gene Prss54). NCBI's taxonomy places the organism in Eukaryota, Metazoa, Chordata, Mammalia, Rodentia, Heteromyidae. Gene Ontology annotation, molecular function: serine-type endopeptidase activity. The record is from RefSeq and is a predicted model, not a curated record. The transcript is spliced from 5 exons. Gene Ontology annotation, biological process: proteolysis. The coding region runs from base 1 to 1218 and encodes 405 amino acids.
AUGACAUGCCACCAUGAUGCUGUCAUCAACACUUUCCCAACUCGCUGCUCUCUGUGGCUGGAGCACAGAUCUCUAGCUGGCCCUGGGUUGGCAGAGCUGACCUGGUAUCCUCUUUCCUCUACAGAGUGCGGUAUCCAGAAAGCCACAUUAGUGGACAAAUCGGAGGAGAACCUGGUGAGCAUCACCGAGUUCCCAUGGGUGGUGUCCUUGCAGGACGCACAGUACACCCACCUGGCCUUUGGCUGCAUCCUCAGCAACUUCUGGAUCCUCAGCGCUGCAUCUGCCUUACAUAACAGGAAGAACGUUAUUGCUGUGGUUGGUAUAGCCAACAUGGAUCCCAAAAUGGUUUCUCAUACAGAGUACCCCAUCAAUGUCAUCAUCAUCCACGAAGACUUUGAUAACCACUCAAUGAUUCAUAACAUAGCCUUGUUGAGGACAGACUCGGCGAUGCAUUUUGAUGACCUGGUCCAAUCCAUCUGCUUCCUGAGUAGAAAACUGCAUUUGCCGCCAGGCUUGCACAACUGCUGGGUGGCAGGAUGGAACCCCACGUCUGCAACAGGAAAUCACAUGACAAUGAGUAUCCUGAGGAGAAUCUCCGUGAAAGACCUUGACCCCUGUCCCCUACACAAACCCCGGAAGACGGGAUGCGGCAGUCACAUACAGCAGGAAACUGACACGGUCUGCUUGGGGGAGCCAGGGAACCCCAUGAUGUGCCAGCUCCAGGAGUUUGAUCUGUGGGUCUUGAGAGGACUCUUGACUCCAGGAGGUGACCAGUGUCCCGGCCUAUUCCUGUAUACCAAAGUGGAAGAUUACAGCGACUGGAUCAUGUCCAAGGCUAGGAAGGCUGGCCCUUCCCUGUUUUCACUCCACCCCUGGGAGAAGUUGAUCCCAGCAACCUACCACCAGCCAUCGGCCCUUUUCCCCCUGAGCACUUAUCCUGCACCGCACCCCAUGGCCUGGUCCCACUCCCAAGAACCGGACAGGACCACUGUGCACUUAGUGCCAGCAAACGGCUCUGGAGAUUCCAGUCAAGCCUUCAAGGUGAAGGGGAUCCAGGAUGCAGACAGACAUUCCGAGGGAGCCUCUCAACCCGUGUACUAUGACUACUAUGGUGGUGAGGCUGGGGAGGAGACUACUGCAGGUCAGAGUAGGCUGCGUCAGCCCCAAGCAAUGAGCUUCGUUUUCUUCGUGCUCGUUUUCUUUGGCAGCGGUGCCUAG